Asparagus officinalis (garden asparagus) is the source of this 985-nucleotide messenger RNA. RefSeq names its product proactivator polypeptide-like 1. NCBI's taxonomy places the organism in Eukaryota, Viridiplantae, Streptophyta, Magnoliopsida, Asparagales, Asparagaceae. Gene Ontology annotation, biological process: lipid metabolic process. Bases 125 to 796 code for a protein of 223 amino acids. The transcript has 6 exons. The record is from RefSeq and is a predicted model, not a curated record.
UCUCCGAUCUUUCCUUUUUAAUCGAUUAGAAAUAUUUUUUGGAGCAAAUAAUCGCUUGAGUUUUUCUUUGAUCGCUUCUCGUCGUCGUGAUUCGUCUCAAAAAAAAAAAAAAAAUCAAGGUGCUAUGGCAUUUGGAAACAGGUUUUUCCUUCUUCUCACAUUGCUUAUCUAUUGGACCUAUGUAGAUGCUAGAAGUUUAGUCACCUAUGAUAUUAUGGGCGGUGAAAGUCCAAAAGCAUUAGAAAGAAAUGAACAAUUGUGUACGUUAUGUGAAGAAUACACUGCUCUGGCAACCGAUUAUCUCAAUGCCAACAAGACUGAGACCGAUGUAAUGAAAACUCUCCAUCAAGCUUGUUCGCAGAUGCAUUCCUUUGAAAAACAGUGUGUCAUAUUGGUUGACUACUAUGGACAACUCUUCUUCAAUGAGAUUGGUAAAAUACGUCCGGAUGAGUUCUGCAGAAAGGUCAAUCUAUGUGAGAGGAUCUCUACUCGAAUAUCAAUGAGAGAGGACACCUGCAAGCUUUGCCGUCAAGUUGUUACUGAAAUAGUUACUAAACUGAAAGAUCCUGAUUCACAGAUGGAGAUAAUUCAGAUACUUCUCAAAGAAUGCAACAGAAUGGAGCAGUACGCUAAGGAGUGCAAGAGAUUGGUGUUUCGUUAUGGCCCACUUAUCCUGGUCAACGGCGAGAAGUUUCUGGAAUCAAAUGACAUCUGUAUUUCCAUCCAUGCUUGUAAAGCUAAUCAAGAAGAUGGUGAGCCGCUGAUUAUAUCCGAGUCACUUGUCCUUGAUGCGUGAUAUUAUCGGAGCAUCAUAGGACUAUCAAGAACCACAAUGCAUAAAUUUAUGAUCUCUGUAUGUAUGUUUCUUGUGAAAUAACAAGAUGUAAUACCUACUUUAUCGGGUUCUAGAUUAAGUAUGAUCUGCACUUUGACUAUGUUUUUUGUCAAGUUGAUUAAAUUACUUCUUUUGCUUCUUGUGCUAAUA